GAGCGCAUAUGCAAAAUGACCCUGUCUAUGAAGGUAUCCACUAAAAUCUGAGCGAGCCCCUGGACAGCAUUUGUCCACUAGACAUUGGACAAUAAAACAUUUGGACAUCACGGUACUGGUGACUCCUCGCUGUUUCUCCAGUUCAAGGUGAAGCAGAAGCUUAGCAGCAGAAAAAAUGGGAAAUCGGGGGAUGGAAGAUUUGAUUCCGUUGGUUAACCGGAUGCAGGAUGCGUUUUCUGCGAUCGGACAAAAUGCCAACCUGGACCUUCCCCAGAUCGCCGUGGUUGGAGGUCAGAGCGCAGGGAAAAGCUCGGUACUGGAGAACUUCGUGGGGAAGGAUUUUCUGCCUCGAGGCUCUGGCAUCGUGACUCGCCGCCCCUUGGUGUUGCAGCUGAUUAACUGUCCAACAGAAUAUGCUGAGUUUCUCCACUGCAAAGGGAAAAAGUUCAUUGAUUUUGAGGAAGUCCGUCAGGAGAUCGAAGCCGAAACAGACCGCGUCACUGGACAGAACAAAGGCAUUUCCCCAGUACCCAUCAACCUGAGAGUCUACUCCCCUAAUGUCCUGAAUCUGACUCUGGUGGACUUGCCUGGAAUGACCAAAGUGCCGGUGGGGGAUCAGCCAGCUGAUAUUGAGCUCCAGAUCAAAGAUAUGAUCAUGCAGUUUGUUACAAAGGAAAACUGCCUCCUGCUUGCAGUCUCUCCUGCCAACUCAGACCUUGCAAACUCGGAUGCCCUCAAGAUUGCCAAGGAAGUGGACCCUCAAGGUGUGAGAACGAUUGGUGUGAUCACUAAAUUGGACCUGAUGGAUGAGGGUACAGAUGCACGUGAAAUUUUGGAAAACAAGCUUCUUCCUUUACGUAGAGGCUACAUUGGAGUCGUGAAUCGUAGUCAGAAAGACAUUGAUGGAAAAAAGGACAUUACUGCUGCCAUGGCAGCUGAGAGGAAGUUCUUCCUCAGCCACCCUUCCUAUCGUCACUUGGCUGAGCGCAUGGGGACGUCUUACCUGCAGAAAGCCCUCAAUCAGCAACUGACUAAUCACAUUCGGGACACGCUGCCAGGGCUGAGGAACAAGCUACAAAGCCAGCUGCUGUCCAUUGAAAAGGAAGUGGAAGAGUAUAAGAACUUUCGCCCAGAUGACCCCUCUCGCAAGACCAAGGCUCUUCUUCAAAUGGUUCAGCAGUUUGCAGUGGAUUUUGAGAAGUGCAUUGAGGGAUCCGGUGAUCAGAUCGACACUUAUGAGCUGUCAGGGGGAGCCAGGAUCAACCGUAUCUUUCAUGAGCGUUUUCCCUUUGAACUGGUCAAGAUGGAAUUUGAUGAGAAAGAAUUGCGUAAGGAGAUCAGCUAUGCUAUUAAAAACAUCCAUGGUAUCAGGACUGGUCUCUUCACCCCUGAUAUGGCCUUUGAGACGAUUGUGAAGAGACAGAUUGCUAAGAUCAAAGAGCCAUGUCAGAAAUGUGUGGACAUGGUCAUUUCAGAGCUGGUCAAUACAGUCAGGCAGUGCACUAAGAAGUUAGCUCAGUACCCAAUGUUGAGGGAGGAAAUGGAAAGGAUUGUCACACAGCAUAUCCGUGACAGAGAGAGUCGCACAAAGGACCAGGUGAUGCUACUGAUUGACAUUGAGCUGGCCUACAUGAACACCAAUCAUGAAGAUUUCAUUGGUUUUGCUAAUGCCCAACAGAGAAGCAGUCAGAUGAGUAAAAAGAAGGCUGCAGGGAAUCAGGAUGAGAUAAUGGUGAUCAGAAAGGGCUGGCUAACCAUCAAUAACAUUGGCAUCAUGAAGGGAGGAGCGAAGGAGUACUGGUUUGUGCUGACUGCUGAAACUCUAUCCUGGUACAAAGAUGAUGAGGAGAAAGAGAAGAAAUACAUGCUUCCUGUGGAUAACCUGAAACUCCGAGACAUUGAGAAAAGCUUCAUGUCCAGCAAACACAUCUUUGCCCUGUUUAACACUGAACAAAGGAAUGUGUAUAAGGAUUACAGGCAGCUAGAGUUGGCAUGUGAGACACAAGAAGAAGUGGACAGCUGGAAGGCCUCCUUCCUGCGUGCUGGUGUUUACCCAGAGCGCAUAGUGGACAAGGAGAAGCAAAGUGAAAGCAGUGAGGAGAACAGCUCGGAUAGUUUCAUGCACUCCAUGGAUCCUCAGCUGGAAAGGCAGGUGGAGACCAUCCGCAACUUGGUGGACUCCUAUAUGGCUAUUGUCAACAAGACUGUACGCGAUCUGAUGCCCAAGACCAUCAUGCACCUUAUGAUCAUCAAUGCUAAAGAGUUCAUUCACGCUGAGUUGCUGGCCCAGCUCUAUUCGUGUGGAGACCAAAACACUCUGAUGGAGGAAUCGGCCGAACAGGCUCAGCACAGGGAUGAGAUGUUGCGCAUGUACCAUGCACUAAAAGAAGCCCUGAGUAUUAUUGGAGACAUCAGUACGACCACUGUGUCAACUGCUAUGCCUCCACCAGUAGAUGACUCCUGGCUACAGGUGCAGGGAGGACCCUCAGGACGAAGAUCCCCUAUGUCAAGCCCCACACCUCAACGCCGAGCUCCUCCUGGACCUCCUCGUCCUGGAGCUCGUGCUGCUCCAGGGCCUCCUGCUGCUGGAGCUCCACCUGUCCCCUCCAGACCGGGAGCCUCCCCAGACCCACACAGUGGCGCACCACCCCAAGUACCCUCACGCCCCAAUCGUGCUCCUCCAGGAGUCCCAAGAAUUUCUAUCAGUGACCAAUGAGGAGAUGGUACGUAACAAAAUGUCGUCCGAGCAAAGGCAGUCCUUCUCAUGGAGAGAACCCUCAUCCCUCGUUUGACUAGUAGAUCCCAUUCUUCCUCGCCCUUUCUCUCUUGCUUUUCCUCUGACGAGGAGGAUUUUGAUGGGUGGACAUAAAAGCCAGAUAGAUCCAUAUCUGUCUAUCUGCUAUGAAGAUUUUAUUACACUACAUAAUGUUAAUGUGUGUUUAAAUGCAGAGGAAAUGUAGGGGGAUAUUAGCAGAGAUUCCUAAAGAAUAAAGCAGCCUCUCUAUUUUCAAGAUGAAUUCCCAGUAUAGACUCACAUCAUUUGUUAAAUCGACUGCAGUGUUAUUUGUAAUGAAGGUGCUGUGCAGUGUUUCUAUGUUUACAAAUAGAUAAUAUUAAUGUGGUCCAUAUUGAGCAAUCGCUAAAGAAAUGCCUGCAAACGUUUUGCCCUGUUUGUCAGAUUACAAAUACUGUAUAUGUUACUGUACACAUGCUUUCAGCCUACAACUGAGGCACAACUAAAUAUUCGGUGGUGCUAAAUGUUUCCUUUAUUAUCAACUACUUAAGUGUAAUAAUUCUAUGUGCAGGAGCUUUUGAAACUAGCUGUAUUAAAAGUAAUACAUCACCUGAAAUUUUCAGUGAGGCUAAUAAUGAAUGAAAGCUAGUAGGAGAUAGUCAAUACUGUAUUAUGCAAUGAAAUCCUGCCAAUGGAUUUCCUCUAGCCUUCUUUUAUUAUUAGCCAUAAUUUUUUGUGAAGAAUCCACAUGUAUGUAUAUAUUGGAAUGCAUAUUGUGCAAUAUGUCUUAAGGAGUAUGUUGUCCAAAUUAUUAGAGAAUUAAGCUACCCUGCUUUAAUUUAAUGAAACGAGUGACAUAAUUUCUUAAAGAGGGUCUUGGAUAAGAAUAGGAAUUAAUCAUAAUGAAUGAAAGAAAAAUAUUUUGUCAACCCCUACCCAAAUGUGAGAGUAAAUACAAUAAUAUUUCACACUAUUUUUCAAUGUUAUACGCACAUUAGGAUUGUGCUUGGUGUAUGUUUGUGAUGCAUCUCUGGGAAUUUUGCUUCUGUUACUUUGUGUACUGAUUGAUGUACAAUAAUUAGAUAACUAAUAACAAGGUGAAAGAAGUGACAGCAAAUGAGUGAUAUGUGUAUAUAUUAUGAGUCAUUCUAUUUAAAAGAAUAAUGUGAAUGUGUUUGUGUCUUGUGCCUGAUAUGGCCUCCUGUAUCUUACUGCCACUGGCUCAACCUGAGAAACUGGCCAGUGCUUUGUGUUUACAUUAAACUGUGAAAUAAGUUAUGUUAUGCAAGUGUCUGUUUAUAUAAUGCAAGUAAAUCCUGUACUUAUAGUCAUGUAGGCAUCAGCUGAAAUGUUUAUUAAUUCAGUCAUUCAGUCACUUUAGUAACUAGUCAGGGAUGCAGUGAAUCCAGACUCAUCUUCAUCAUUUAGGGCAUCAUUCAUGCACAUUCUUACUAAUGCACCAACAUGCCAAUUUCUCUUUUUUUUCUUCAUUAUUUACAUAAGCUAAUACACUGCAUUGUGAAAAAUAAAAUAAAUAAAUAGUCACUCAUUUGAAUCAUAGAAAAUUUACACUAUGCAAUGUGGGGGUGCAAAUUUGAGUCUUUUUUUCUGACUAGUCUCACUAAGCAUUGG
Molecule: messenger RNA, 4366 nt
Organism: Clarias gariepinus (North African catfish)
Lineage: Eukaryota; Metazoa; Chordata; Actinopteri; Siluriformes; Clariidae
Gene: dnm1b
Product: dynamin 1b
Exons: 23
Coding region: 176-2716 (846 amino acids)
Cellular component (GO): membrane; microtubule; cytoplasm
Molecular function (GO): microtubule binding; GTP binding; GTPase activity
Source: RefSeq, a predicted model, not a curated record